This is a messenger RNA of Knipowitschia caucasica, 429 nucleotides long. NCBI's taxonomy places the organism in Eukaryota, Metazoa, Chordata, Actinopteri, Gobiiformes, Gobiidae. The record is from the annotation of a GenBank genome assembly.
AUGCUUUCAUCUCCGUUCCCUCGGCUAGCCGCGGGGGGGUUAGCAUUAGCUUCAUCCUCGUGUGACUUUUCUCCAAAGUCAUUCUCUGCAGUUCCAAAUGCACAAUGGCCACAGCCACGCAGCUCUGUGGCUCAAAGAGGAAAUGUUUAUAACAACUUGCAGCCCUCGAUAAGCGGAGCGAGUUUUCACGGUGAACAUGAAUAUGGUGUUAUGUCCAUAAAAAAUAAUCACACCCGUCGAAACUUUGUCCUGCUUGUAACCUUGGGGGCCAGCAAUAGUGAAAACUCGACCGAACCAGUGGACCUGAGAGACACGUCGCCAGUCAAGCUAAAGCCUGCUAAUGCUACAACUCAGCUACAACUCACCGGCCGCCAUUUUGAGUCCAUAACCAGUCACAAGAGUAAAGCCACAAAGGCAGUGAUAAAGUGA